This is a messenger RNA of Sorex fumeus (smoky shrew), 3515 nucleotides long. It is a transcript of the gene TBL2, whose product is annotated as transducin beta like 2. Gene Ontology annotation, cellular component: endoplasmic reticulum. The record is from RefSeq and is a predicted model, not a curated record. Gene Ontology annotation, biological process: endoplasmic reticulum unfolded protein response. NCBI's taxonomy places the organism in Eukaryota, Metazoa, Chordata, Mammalia, Eulipotyphla, Soricidae. Gene Ontology annotation, molecular function: protein binding. The coding region runs from base 43 to 1380 and encodes 445 amino acids. The transcript is spliced from 7 exons.
CCCGCGGAGCCCGAGGCUGAGCUGGCAGUGGGGCUGGCCACCAUGGAGUUGCCGCAGACGCCGGAGCUGAUGGGGCUGUCCCUGCUGCUCGGGCUGCUAGCUCUGAUGGCCACUGCGGCGGUGGCGCGGGGAUGGCUGCGCUCCGAGGAGAAGUGCCGCCGGCCGGCCGACCAGAAAGCCAAUGGGGUGCCAGUGUCAAAGUCUGUAAGUUCCAAAAAGCAGAAGCAGCAGUUGCGGGGUCGCAAGGAGAAGCCCCAGCAACACAACUUCACCCACCGGCUCCUGGCUGCAGCUCUGAAGAGCCACAGCGGGAACAUCUCUUGCCUGGACUUUAGCAGCAAUGGCAAGUACCUGGCCACCUGUGCCGAUGACCGGACCGUCCGCAUCUGGAGUACCAAGGACUUCCUGCAGCGGGAGCACCGCAGCAUGCGCGCCAACGUGGAGUUAGACCACGCCACCCUGGUGCGGUUCAGCCCCGACUGCAGGGCCUUCAUUGUCUGGCUGGCCAAUGGAGACACCCUCCGGGUCUUUAAAAUGGCCAAACGAGAGGACGGGGGCUACACUUUCACCGCCAGCCCGGAGGACUUCCCUAAGAAGCACAAGGCCCCCAUCGUCAACAUUGGCAUCGCUGACACAGGGAAGUUCAUCAUGACUGCCUCCAGUGACACGACCAUUGUCAUCUGGAACCUGAAGGGCCACGUGCUGUCAACCAUCAACACCAACCAGAUGAACAACACAUAUGCAGCCAUAUCCCCGUGCAGCCGGUUUGUGGCUUCCUGUGGCUUCACCCCUGAUGUCAAGGUGUGGGAAGUCUGCUUUGGGAAAAAAGGCGACUUCCAAGAGGUGGUGCGCGCAUUUGAGCUCAAGGGCCACUCUGCGGCUGUGCACUUCUUUGCCUUCUCCAACGACUCACGCAGGAUGGCCUCUGUCUCCAAGGACGGCACAUGGAAGCUGUGGGACACAGACGUGGAGUACAAGAAGCAGCAGGACCCCUACCUGCUGAGGACGGGCCGCUUCGACGAGGCCAGCACCCAGCCCUGCCGCCUGGCCCUCUCCCCGGACGCUCACGUCUUGGCCCUGGCUUGCGGCAGCACCAUCCGCCUCUACAACACGCGCCGCGGGGAGGAGGAGGAGCGCUUUGAGCGGGUCCACAGUGAGUGCAUCUCCGACUUGACCUUCGACGUCAGCGGGCGCCUGCUGGCCUCCUGCGGGGACCGGGCCGUGCGGCUCUUGCACAACACGCCCAGCCUCCGGGCUGUGGUGGAGGAGAUGCAGGGUCUGCUGAAGCGGGCCACCAGCGAGAGCACCCGCCAGCGGCUGCAGCAGCAGCUCUCGGAGGCCCAGGAGGCCCUGAAGAAGCUGGGCGCCCUGAAGAAGUGAGAGUCGGGGCAGGGCAGGGAGGCGCUGGCCGCCGCUGCCCCCCCCCCGGCUGGCUUCCCAGGGACUCCCCGGCUGGAAACCAUCUGCUGGAGCCUUUGAUGUGUUCGGCGCUGGGCCCACUCCUCUCUCCUUUGUCUGCUGAAGUGACUCUUGCCCGCUUAGAUUUCUCUUCUUGCUGGUUCACCUCUGGCCUUACAAAGGUGCUUAUCUUUCUCUGAGACCCCCAGGGGACGAGUCAGCUUCCCCGGGGCCAUGGAGGCUGGCGAGGAGAAGAGCCAUCACCUGAUCUCUGACCUUACGGUCCUAUACCCUGGCACCCAAAGAAGUUUGUUAACAGUGAAGGCCGAACCUGGGAGGACCUGGGUAAAGACCAGCACUUGGGCCAGCAACUAACUGGGAGGGAGGUUUAUUUCCCAGGUCCAGAGCUGGCGGGGGCAGGGGGCAGGUGGGAUCAAGGAAGGGCUCAUCUUGCCAGCCACCGCUCCCAGCUCCUUCCAGAAAGUAUUGAAGGCUUUUGAUCUGUACCUCGAUUUCCUUAUUUGUAAAAUGGAGACUCAUUUUCUGUGAUCACCGUACAGAGACGUUGUGAGUAGAAAAGGCCCUAAACUUAGAAAAGUAGCAAAGAGGAGGGGGUCGACCCCGUACCCGUCUGUCCCAUGUCAUGAAACAAGAGUGGACAGUGUUGCUGGGAACAGAAUCACAAGCAGAUGCCUCCCCGGGGAGAGGGAAGGCUCUAGGAUUCCAUCACACAGUCUGUAGCAGGCUCUGCUUCAAGGGGUGCACAAGGGCGGGUUCCCCGCUUCCAGAAUAGAACCCAUUCGAGGAGAGCGGGCUGGUUUCCGGAGAGAUGAGUGAGCCGAGAGGUUCCAUCAGACACAGAUGAGAGAAAGGCCUAUUUCCCUGCUAGUUUCUCUAUUGCUCCAGAAAAUUCACUGGAAACUGAGGCAGUGAGUGUGACGUGCGCACGUAGCUUGGAUAGGAGGUUAGUAUUUCGGAGAUUGACUGGACAACCGGUUGGCCGUGGGCCAGAAGGGAGAUGAGGAUUUCUGGCAGAGCUAAGUCUAGACACAGUUGAUUCGUCCAGAAGCAAAUUCUUCUCACUCUAAAACCAGCACCUCCCGAGUCUUCCUCAGCCCUUCCAAAUCUUUGCGUGAGCCAUAGCCUUGGAAUUCUCCAGACUUGUUCUCCCGGCAUCCUCUGCUCAUAUCCUGCAUUAUUUCCCAAAUCUGCUACUUUGCUCCACUUUUCCUGUCCCCUGCCUGUCCUGAGUCACUGUCCCCUACUGAACUGCAGAGCAGCUACUUCACUGCUCUCCCUCCUCACCCUGUGCAGUCACUGUCCUCGGGGUAGGCCAGAUGGAAGCCAGAGGCCGUCAUUUCAAAGGCUUCCCAUCACACUUAGAAUAAAACCCAAAAUCCUCACCCUGACCGCCAAGCUCUGGUGUCUUCCUUCACACCCAGCAGUGUGUCGGGCUUGUCCCCGGCUCGACGCUCAGGGAUCCCUCCUGGGGGCUCAGGGAACCAUAUAUAGUGCCAGGGAUUGAAGUUGUGUCAGCCAUGUGCAAGGCAAACGCGCUACCCACUGUGCUCUCUCUCCGGCCCCUUCCUCUAGAUCUUGUUCCCAGGUGGCCCCCAGCACAACCCUUACUGCUCUCCCUUCCCCCAGGUCAAAGUUGGUCCUAGCCUCAGCCUAGCACCUCUGCUCUGCUGUUCCCUCUGCUUAGAAGCAUUUGCUUUUCUGUUGGCUGCAAGUCAGGCUAGUUUAACCAGCUCUCGGGUUCAUUGAUGAUGCCGAGACCCUCGCCGCGCCCAGUCUGAAGCAGCCCUGGCUCAGUUCCCUCGUGGCAUUGUUUUUGUGUGUGUUUCAAGAUGUCCGAAGUGAUCUGUGAGUGAGCUCCUUUGGAUAUUUGAGUGCUCCGGGCGGCCCAGCCUAAAGUCUAAGACCUUAGGACAUAGUGGAGGACUCAGGUGAUGAGGGGUGUGUGUCUGCUCUAGGGGUGCCCGUGAAGAAUCCUCAGGAUGUGACUUUUCAAUCUAAGGGGUUAGAAGUGGAUGAUAUUUUAAGAAAAAAAACAUUAAGCAUUUCUGGGCCAAGCAUUUAUGCAAUAAUCAUAUGUUGCCCACCAGUCUCAAAGG